Messenger RNA from Phlebotomus argentipes, 6466 nucleotides. RefSeq names its product RB1-inducible coiled-coil protein 1 (gene Atg17). Gene Ontology annotation, cellular component: Atg1/ULK1 kinase complex; extrinsic component of membrane; phagophore assembly site membrane. Gene Ontology annotation, molecular function: protein kinase binding; molecular adaptor activity. Lineage: Eukaryota; Metazoa; Arthropoda; Insecta; Diptera; Psychodidae. The record is from RefSeq and is a predicted model, not a curated record. Bases 807 to 4817 code for a protein of 1336 amino acids. Gene Ontology annotation, biological process: reticulophagy; positive regulation of protein phosphorylation; autophagosome assembly. The transcript is spliced from 16 exons.
GUUCAGUGAAAAAUUUCAGACAAGAAAGGCACUUGAAGGAAUACGGAAUACAGAAAGAAAUUCAGUUUUAGUGUUUUUCAAUGUGUAGUAUUUAUUUUAUACUGUAAAUAAGUGAGCAGGGAGUCGUGCAGUGAAAAUAGAAGACGCAAUUGGUGUGUUUCUGUGUUGGGAAAUGGGUGUAAAAUUGAAUGGCAAAUAGAUGAAUUUUGUGAUACUUUUUUGCUACUGCGAUGAAACUACGCAACGAAUGAAUGCUUCAGAUUUUUGCCAUUUAGCUGACUGAUGGCGAUUGCGGAGAGCUCACACGAUCUGUGAAAAGUUGGCGGAAUAGUUGAUGAGAAAUCUAUAACAGUGGAGGAAAGAAAAGGCAGAAAGGUGAUUUCUAAAUAUCCAUAUUGGAUCAGUGCGUCUCACAACGAGGAUUCAUUUAUUCUUCGUGUUUUAUCGGCGACAAGAGAUAAGUAUUGGAUGAUAAGGCGAUGUGGAGAGCGUCUAAUAAGUGACAUAAGACUGCAAGGAUGGUGGAUUUCUUGAUUCUCGCCAAAGUGGAAAGUCGUCAGUUGAAGGAAGAAUAGAAGAGAUUUGUCACUGUCAAAGCGCAUGAUUUUUAAAAUUUGGCGACACAGGGAGAGGAAUAUUGAUAAGAGAAAGAAGACAAAUACAGCUGGAGAGAGAACGAGGAAAUUGAUGAAUUUCCCCUUUCAUUGAGAGUGUGUUUGGCACAUAGGAAGGUGACCGUUGAGAAAGGAAAGCAAACAAAGUGACACUACUUCAAGGAAUUGUGAAGCAGAAAAUACGGCAGAAAAAUGCUGUACGUUUUCCACGUGGAUACUGGUCGAAUGAUUACAUUCGAUAUGGGUGUAGCGCUCGAAAAUGUGCAAUAUCUGAAGGAAAUGAUUGAAACGCAUUAUCACAUACCAGCCGCAAGUCAAGUGUUACUGGUCAGUGGCGGUGAAAUGCUUCUUCCUCAGAAUCGGAUUUGCAGCUAUUUAGGUGGGACUGAUACGAACCCCAUUUUUAUGUUUAGCACAAAUAUAAUAGAAUCGAAAAGUUCACUCCAACCAUGGCCAAGUAUAGAGCCAGACACGGAUUUGAAGGAUCAAGUGGAACGUUGCUUAUCAUUGCCGGCAAAUUACAAUACGGUGGUGAAGAGAGCGCAGCUGGCGCAGCAUAUUUAUGAAUUGGGCAGAGAAGAGACGCGCACAUGCGAAAAGCUGGUCCAUGAGCAGCACUUGCAGCAGCAAGGAUGGGCGGCUGUUGUAGCCAACAUGGAGGAUCUCACGGAGGAAUUCAAGAAGCGAUGCGAUGACUUCCAGAAUGUCUUCAAUGAAGUCCUCGAGAGGCGCACAGAAUACUUGGAGUGUCUCUCACAUUUCAAUGAGGAUUUGGACAAUUUGUCGAAUAUUCCGAUACUUCCAGCUUUGAUCCAAAAUGCAGAGAAGCCUUUUCAUGCCUUUGAUGAAUUUUAUGAGAAUGACUCGUUUCCAAAGGGGAAUGACAAGUCGGAUGACGCGUCGGCAGCAAGUACAAAGACACACGAAGCUGCGCCAGAGAGUUCGAAACCGGAAUCAAUGAAUGCGAGGAACAGCGAGGAGCGGAGUGAAAAUGUGGAUGAUAAGAGAGAUGAAAAAGUGACGACACUGUUGCAAUGGAUUUCUGCACAGGAGAAUCAAAUUUCACUGAGGAAAAUGGCUGCGGAGUGUGUGAAGAGUUUGGAGCAAUUUGACGAGAAGGAGAUGAUGAACUUAAAAGCUGAGGUGAAGAAUGCAAUUGAGGCUGCCCAGAAGGAUGAUAUGAAGUUGAUCAAGGGAUUGGAGGAUCGCUUGAGUGGUCUUGAGAAGUUGAUGUUCGAUGUGAAGAACAUUGUGAAGGAGCAAAGUGAAUUGGCUCAGGCAUUCCAGCAAAAUCAAACACGAGCCAACAAUUUGGGAGAUACGUCAAUUUUGCCAGAUUUGUGUGUCUCCCACAAGAAUCAAUUGAUUGUGAUGAGGAAGAAUCACAAGCAACUGCGAGACAUUAGAUCGAGAAUUUCACGGGCAAAGUCGGAGCUUGGACACAAUUUACUGCAAAGACUUAAAUUCAUAAUUUACAUAGAGAAUCGAAUGUAUGAGAUAGAUAGCAAAUUACUUUUCAUUCACCGCAAUUGCCGAAGACUUCAGAAACACAUGGGGAUUAUUGAGCAAAUCCACCAAGCUCCGAGUGUAUAUGUAACAGCUGUUACUGAAGUGGUUCGACGCAGAAACUUCUCCAGCGCUUUUUUAUUGUGGGCUUCCGAUUUGGCGUGUCAUCUCAUGACAAUUUACAAUGAUGAAGUUAUGCGUCGCCAGGAGUUUUGGUCGAUGUUCGAGGGGCACUUUCUGUGCACGCUCUUUCCUGGGAUGGACGACAUGCCGCCGUCAUAUGCAACAGAAGCCCCAUCAGUGUUUGAUUCUAGUCUCCCGGGCUUAACAAAGAAUGAUAUCAGUGAGCUGUCCGUUUGUUUGCCUGACAUUGGAUCAAAAAUCGAACUUCCAGAUUUGAGUGCUGUGAUAGAUUUUUUUUCAACAAGAUCUGGGAGUAAAAGCAAAGAGAAGGACGUUGCGUAUGACGGUGAAAAUGCGAGGAAUCUGUCGAGUGCAGCGACAAGUCGGAGUAUGGGUGUGGGAACGAGUGAUUUGCCCAAAAUUCUCGAUAUGCACUCGCAUUUGAAGGAUUAUGAGAGGGGUUUCGAGAGCGAAACAGACACGGAGGAAUUUGAGAAAGUUGGUCAGAGUCCCAUCGAUCGUCGCCGAACAUCGACCACUGGGAGUCUUCAGGCAUACACAACGCUUGCGACGUCGACGCAAACGUCUCAAGCUCCAGUUAUGACAUCACUUUCUAAGCCAGAAAUGUGUAGCAUCAGCACAUCGACUGAGGUGGUGGCGAUGCAGACAAUUGAGACUCUGACUGAGGAGAACUUGGGAACGACGCGGUGUGAAGUGGAAAAGUUGAAGACUCUCUUCAAGGAACUCUACACGCAGUCUCAGUCAACAAUAGAUGUGCUGAGGGAUCAACUGAAAGUCAUACGACAUGAUUCUGCAAGUGGGCAGAGUGAUUUACAUGCCCAAUUGAAGUCGCUCAAUGUUGCGUGGGAGAUGGUGAAGUUGGAGACAAGUAAUCAUCAGCAGGAGCUCAUAAAGCGCACUGUUGAUCAUGAAUUAGAGUUGAAUGACUUGAAGAAGAGUCUCGAUACGAGCAAUGAGACGAUUGUGACAUUGCAAAAUGAGAGGAGGACUCUGGAGGAGGAGCACACGAUGGCACUUAAGAGGUAUGAGAACAUCGUGGAGGAGAUGAAUGAGAAAGUAAAGCAUCUCAUGGAUGCUACUGAAGACUACCAGGCGCGCGAGGCGAAGGCGAGUGUGGAGAAGGAGAAACUCGUGAAAGAUCUGACGGAGAAAUUGACGCGUGAUCACAAGUCUGAGCUGGAAUCACUGAGAUCACGCUACAAAUUGAUGACGAGCAUCGAGAGAUCUCCGUCUGACACGAGUCUGGAGAAGAUUGAGCGACCGGAUUUGCUGGAGAUGUCAGGGCAUGAGGCUGUGUUUCAACAUACAAGGGAGGAGAUGAUGGCUGAGCGAGGGAUGGCGAUAAAGACGGGGGCGGAUCGUGAGAGGCAACGCUGGGAGAGCCGAAGUGGGAUGGGACAGUUUUUCAUGAGUGGAUCUCCAAAGUCACCAUCGAAGACGUAUGAUCUGUACAAGCGUAUUCUCGAGGAUAAGGAUAAUCAAUUGGAGAUGAUGCGUCAGAGGGAAGAUCAACUGCUGAAGGAUAUCAAUAAGUUGCGCGAAACCAUUCAGAAUUUGACUGAACCGGAUCCAAACGACACGAACAGUGUGUGCGCUCUCAAGGAGAAGAUGGACUCGCUGCAGAAGGACAGGACGCGAUUGGAGCAGGAAUUGGAAGUGGAGAAGUCAAAGCGAUUGGAAAUGGAGUCGUCUUUUGCAGCACUGAAAGUAGUGACUCCUGACAGCACAGCAGUGAGUCCUGAUCAGAUGUCGAGGAGUGGUGCCCGGUCGAAAAUGUCGUCCAGCUCAUUUGGCAAAGGAUUGAUAAGUGUUACAACGUGUUCGAAGGGAGAUUUGGUGCUUGUCAUCUGGAAUAGUGCUCACGAUCAAUAUAUUAUUGUUCAAGAAGCGUCACUUCUUUACUUCUUGCAUGGGGAAAGCUAUAACACUUUGAAACUGCCGCGUCCUGUGGCAAAUGAAACUCCAACUGUGACACAUGUGAUAGCGAGGGUGAUCGAGAAGGAGUUCUGUGUGGCGAGAAAGGAUGAAAAUCGAUACAAAGUCAGCAAGGGAACUAAAUUUUAUCGUGUCAAAGUGGAACCGAGAUCAUCUUCUCCACUCCCAUUGGAUUCUUCACGCGCUUCUCGAAGGCUUGACUUGUCUCAGUCGGGAAGUGUGGCUGUGAGUCGAUCGACGAGCACAGAAUUGCCGAGCAGCUCUUCUGUGGCGCAGACAUCCACACACUUGAUGGACUCAUUUGCCCAGACCGAAUGCCUCGACACGCUGAUUGAGGAUGUGAGCUCGCCGAAGGACAUGGUGGAUUCCGGCGUGGAGGCGCAGCAGAAGAGUGCGUACAAGGAGCGGAAUAUCAGCGUGACUGAGGAGGAUGAGCCGGUGUCUCUGACUGACCAGCGCUGCCGCUACAUUAGCGUGAGCGAGGAGGACGAGGCUGCCGUGGAGAACGCCAGUGAGGUGUCAAAUCCAAUUUUUGUCCAUUUGAUGUCCGACCAAGAAGAUUCAGAUGAAUAUCGGUCAUUAGAAUCAAAAGACGGCAGCGAAAACAGUGCCCAAUAAAGCCAACGAUUCCAACAUUUUGCAAAUGAAUAGAAAGACAGAAUUGUCAAAGCAUCCCGUAGAAUAGAAUAGAGAUGAAAACAUCGUAAGCGUAAUGUGAAUUUUGUGGAGCAAAAGUAGAGAAAUUCAUUGUUGGGUGACAGCAAAAAUCUAAUUAAUAAUGCACAGUUCAAAGUCUGUAAAAAAAAAUGUGUAGAAAUUAUCAAUUUCGCACGAUUUUGGAGAAAUUAUAAAUGGGAGAAAGUUCAUUGUCAUGCCUGUUUUUCCACAUUACUCAGCUUUUCAGUUUAAUAUGUAAUUUAAUUUAAAUACCUAAUUUUUUCUUUUUUUUUUUUGAAACAUUUUAUAGUCACCCAACGUUGUUUUUGUUUUUACUCUUCCCAUUCACAUAUUCCCCUUAAUAAAUGAAUAACCAGAACAAUAGAAUUGUUCUUCAUAAUACAAACAUUAUAAUAUUAAAAUAUACUUUGUUUUUGAAAAAAAUCGAAUUUUAAAACUGAAGUUCAAACUGCAAUUUCAGAGACCUUCAAGGGGUGGUAGUAUUGGAAUAUUCACGCUAAUCGAAUCGUUUUUGACGCCAAUGCAAUUGUAAGAAAACUCUUCAUUUCAUAAUUACACUUUUGUACCAUGUUUCAAUGUUAAGAAGUAAGAAAAAGAAAUAGUAAUGUCAAAAGAAAAGAGAUAAUUUUUCAUCAGUAAAUGAAUUCUUACGAGUUACAUGAAAAAAAAAAUUUAAAAUAGAAAUAAGACUAAAAAUUCAGGUCAAUUCAAAGUUAGGAUUGCAAAGUUGAUAACAGACUUUCUAUUGUAAUUUUGAAGAAAAAAAAAUUCACUUUUUGUUUCUUAAAUACCAUUAUUAUUAUUAUUAUUGAUUUAGAGAUUAGAGAAUGAAAGAAUACCAAACUUUCCCUAAAUAAAAGAAUUCUACAGAUCUUAAAAAAAAGAAAUAUACGCAAUUGUGAACUAAAUAAAAUGAUAAACUUCUUCUCCUCUUGUUAAACUUUUUGAAAUAUUCUAAUACAAUUCAUAGAGAGACAAUCACUCGAUACCAUCCAAAUGCGUUACAGUUCAAUAGACAAACAAACAAACAAACAAAAAAAAUUCAAAAGCCACCUUCAUUUUGCGAUAUUAAAAAAGGACUUAGAUUUUCACCCAAAGUUGGUCUUCUUAUUUUGUGUUUCUUUACUUUGAAUAGUCACAGUGUGAUAUGGAUGUUUGCUUAGAUGUUUUUUUUUCCUUUACUGUCUGUAUAUUUUCAAAAUUUUUCUGGCUGGCACACUAACUUGAUAUGCAAAAAUGUCGCGAGCUUUUCACCACUAAAGCAGAAAAAAUAUAAGAAUUCUUGCGUAGAGAAAUGCAAAAGAUAGUGGAAGAGAUUUAGAUAAAUCAAGGAAAAAAAAAGAUAUGUAAUGUUACUUAUACUGAUAAGAAAAAUGCAGAUGCAAACUAUGUGUUGCACUAAGAAAGGUUUUUUUUCUAUAGACGAGAAAAAGAAGAGUGAAUAGUUUACAGAGCAGUGUAAAUGUUGCAGAUCAUUUAAGUAUUUGUAGCGGUUGCAGAGAAAAUACAAAAAAAUAAUAACAUUGAGUGACGAUUAAAGAAAACUUAAAAAAAAAUUGCGAAUUCAAGUAAAAAAAAAAAAGAGAAAA